AUUAUUUUAACAUUUCAAAUAAAAUUUCGAGAGCAGUUUAGAAGUGCUGCAGUACUCCCUAUUAACAGAUCAACGAAUAGAAGAGAGUCAAAUUUACACUCGCUGCUACUGCUCCCACCAAUACUGAGCUUUUUUCUAUGGCGCCGCCGAUCAACGUCGGCGAGUGCUAAGCAGUCGAAUUAAAGUGUUCUUGCGAGUAGGUGCGUCGAAACCUAAGACAGAAACCGCUUUUUAAAGUGCUGCUGUCAGACACCGUGUUUGGUAGGUGUCUGGGUUCCGGAGUAGUCAAUUACCAUAAAUAAAUAAAAAAGAGAAGGACAAUGGCCACCAACUUGCAAAAGGCGACCAUUGAGGAAAUUCGCCACGCGGCCGCGCGUAUUUGCCGAGACUAUCUAACUGGGCCCUGGAAAGUGGUAACUCCAGAGAAUUUGGUGGUGAAGCGCAUAAGUGGCGGUCUGUCAAAUUUCUUGUAUUACGUAAGCCUUCCCGAUUUGAAUGACUACGAUGUGCUGGAAGAACAAAAACAGCAGCAGGUAAAUGUCAACGUCAACGAAGAUGUCAUAGCGGCCACCUCAACUCUGACCAAUAGUAGCGCGGGUUUCACACACGACGAUGAGUCCGCUUCCAAGGCGGUGGGCGUAACAUUGGCGGCGACGGAAUUAGUAAAUAACGAGGACGACGCAGCGUCAAGCGCCAAACAAGCACACAAACGUCAGCGGUGCGAUAGUGAUAGUCGAGAUUCCAGUUCUUCGAAACGAUUGCACGCCCCCAAGCAGGAACCCCGUGAGGUCCUACUGCGAAUUUAUGGUCAGACCCAUGGUGAUCACGCGCUGGAGAGCAUGAUUACCGAGUCCGUGGUUUUCGCCCUACUCAGUGAACGAAACUUCGGACCCAAACUGCACGGAAUCUUUCCGGGCGGACGAAUUGAACAAUAUAUUCCGGCACGCGCUUUGACCACAGCAGAAUUAGGAGAGCAACGAAUAUUGAUGAGAGUGGCUGAAAAAAUGGGUGAGAUCCACAGUCUCAAUAUACCCAUGUCUAAGGAGCCCGAUUGGAUAUGGAAUUGUAUGCAGCGUUGGGUUUCCGGUUUAGAGAGCAUUGUUAACGGCAGUGUCCAAACGAAUACUAAAUCUUCGGUACUGAAGAAGCAAAUGGAAUUGAUGAGGACUUUUGACUACGUUCAUGAGAUCGCCUGGAUUAGGGCGAUUAUCGACGAAGGAGAAUAUCCAGUUGUGUUCUGUCACAAUGAUUUGCAAGAAGGCAACAUUCUAAUGCGACAACCGACAGCUGGACAAAACGAACGGACCCCCCGAGAGUCUAUCAGCAGCCUGAGAUCCAACUUCGAUGAAACUUUGGGUGAUAGCCUUGAUGGAAAUAGCAAUAUAUCGGACACGGAGACUAACAAAUCACAUAGCGUGUCGCCUUUACCAUGCACCGAGUUGGACACUACGAAUGACUCAGCCCUGGAUGCCAGCUUCACAGCCGAUAAUGAGCCGGAUCUUAUUAUUAUUGACUUUGAGUAUUGUGCCUACAACUACCGGGGCUAUGAUCUUGCCAAUCAUUUUAUUGAGUGGACUUUCGAUUACACCAAUCCACAGUUCCCUUACUUCUACCACAAUUCAAACAACUGCGCAACUGUGCAGCAGCGGCGCGACUUCAUUGUAAACUAUUUAAAGAAGUAUCACGAUGACGAGAACUAUAAUAUCACUGGCCAGGAGCUGAUAAAGGUAGACGCUGAGAUUCAGUUCUUUACAAUGCUGUCUCAUCUGUUCUGGAGCCUUUGGUCCGUUAUUAAUGUCACAUCGGCGAUUGAGUUUGGUUAUUGGGAAUAUGGUAUUGCUCGAAUUCUGGAAUAUCAACGGCUAAAGGCAGCUUAUCAAGCUAAAUAAGUCUAAUAUCUGAACCUUCACAUACAUCGAAUCAGAACCAUAGUUAACUAGUCUAAACAUAAUUGACCUUGCUAUACCCGUCCGUUUUUGUCCGUGUUUAUACAAUUUUUUAACGGAAAUAUUUUCUAGUUGACUAUGGUUAUCACACUUCUUAAAUAGUUCAUAGAAAAUAUUAAAUAAUAUCGAACUAUUUAAAAAGACUAUCGGAAUUUGUAAUGAAUAAUUUGUUUUUUAUAAUUGAUAAUUACUGCUGUGAUAAUGGCGUCAGACAGGUUAUAGAAAAAAACAAUUACAAUAAUUUUACUUAUCUUUAAUUGUUCCAAUUGCGGAAGUGGUAAGAGAUUCGAUUCUCUACCAGCAGAUUCGAUUGAAAGUAUUACAGGCAGCACCCAUCACAUCCUUUAAUAAUGUAUUUAACGCAAUCUUAUUCCAUGAUUAAAUAGAUUAUGUUACCCAUUCACGUUAUAUAACUUUCGAAUUUAUGACUUUUUAAUUAAAAGUAUUUUUAGUUUAAUCAUUACUUUUGCAUCUAAGUAAUGUUUUGAAUUUUUCUUACCAGUUGCCACACCACAUUAUUUUUGUACAGUAAUGGUUUAGUUGUGUUUUAUAUAAAAAUUAUUUUUCAUUUAAUUCAUGAAGGACAUUUUAUGAUUUGAGUAAUUGUCUAUUGUGUGCCUUCUAUGUGCCUUACUAACUGUGCUAUUUAGUGAUUUUUUUUUUAUAUUUAAAAAGUGUUGAGCAUAUUUUUAAUAAAGAAGUAAAGGAUAC
Messenger RNA from Drosophila erecta, 2657 nucleotides. RefSeq names its product choline/ethanolamine kinase. The coding region runs from base 321 to 1889 and encodes 522 amino acids. Gene Ontology annotation, biological process: phosphatidylethanolamine biosynthetic process; CDP-choline pathway. The record is from RefSeq and is a predicted model, not a curated record. The transcript is spliced from 9 exons. Gene Ontology annotation, molecular function: ethanolamine kinase activity; choline kinase activity. Gene Ontology annotation, cellular component: cytoplasm. NCBI's taxonomy places the organism in Eukaryota, Metazoa, Arthropoda, Insecta, Diptera, Drosophilidae.